AUGCCAGGAGAGAACAUCACAGAAUACACCACAAUGUAUGAUUACAGCACUUUUUUUACUGACGAUGGAAGCUACACUCCUAUCAGCUACAGCGACGUAAUGGACUUCAUCAGAGUGUUUCUGGCCACUCUCUAUAGUUUGGUUUUCAUCCUGGGCUUCAUAGGUAACGGACUAGUGGUGUGUGUCCUGGUGAAGCAUCGCAAUCAGAGCAACCUGACAGACAUCUGCCUCUUCAACCUGGCUCUGUCUGACCUCCUCUUCGUCUUCACGCUGCCUUUCUACUCUCACUAUGCCAGGGUCGGCCAGUGGACUUUUGGAGACUUCAUGUGCCGUUUAGUCUCCGGCUCUCACCAGAUUGGCUUCUUCAGCAGCAUCUUCUUCAUGGUUGUCAUGACGCUGGACCGCUACAUGAUCAUCUUGCAUGCUCACAGGGUUGCACGUUAUCGCACAAAGAGGGCAGCCAUCAUUCUGACCUUGCUCGUUUGGAUGCUGAGCUUGUUUGUCUCUCUGCCGGAUUUUAUCUUCACACAGGAAACAGAAGAGUACCAGAAGUUUGGAUGUGACUAUCCCGAGGAGAGAAAAAUCUGGGCUCAUUAUAACCUGUUCACCGCAAAUGUGCUGGGUCUCGUGAUUCCUUUGUUGGUGAUGGUAGGUUGCUACUCCAGGAUCAUUCCCACACUGGUGAGCAUGAGGACCUCAAAGAAGCACCGCAUCGUCAAGCUGAUCAUCUGUAUAGUGGUUGCAUUUUUCUUGCUCUGGGCUCCAUAUAACAUUUCUCGUUUCUUGAAGUUUCUUCAGGAAAAAGGAAAAAUCCCACAUGAUGAAACUUGGGAGAAAAAUUUAAUGAAAUCAAUAAUAGUGACCCAGGCCUUAGCUUACGCUCACUGCUGCCUGAACCCCAUCAUAUACGCUUUUGUGGGAGAGAAGUUUAUGAGACGAGCCUUGCAGCUGCUGAAAAAGUUUGUGCCUGGUUACAGCAGAGAUGUGGCAGACAGGAGAAGCACAGUUAUGUCCAGAUCCACUGAAGUCACCUCCACUUACAUCUAUGGAGGUCAGUUGUAG
Neolamprologus brichardi is the source of this 1062-nucleotide messenger RNA. Its product is annotated as C-C chemokine receptor type 2-like. Gene Ontology annotation, cellular component: membrane; external side of plasma membrane. Gene Ontology annotation, biological process: positive regulation of cytosolic calcium ion concentration; calcium-mediated signaling; immune response. The record is from RefSeq and is a predicted model, not a curated record. Gene Ontology annotation, molecular function: C-C chemokine binding; C-C chemokine receptor activity. NCBI's taxonomy places the organism in Eukaryota, Metazoa, Chordata, Actinopteri, Cichliformes, Cichlidae.